Molecule: messenger RNA, 2026 nt
Organism: Pelodiscus sinensis (Chinese soft-shelled turtle)
Lineage: Eukaryota; Metazoa; Chordata; Testudines; Trionychidae
Source: RefSeq, a predicted model, not a curated record
GCAGCAGAUGCUGAGGAGAAGCUAAUGAACCACCUACUGAGUCCUACCAGAUAUAAUAAGUUAAUUCGCCCUGCUGUCAACUCCUCACAGUUGGUAUCUAUAGAAUUGCAGGUUUCCCUGGCACAGCUGAUCAGUGUGAAUGAACGUGAGCAGAUCAUGACCACAAAUGUCUGGCUAAACCAGGAAUGGACUGACUAUCGUUUGGCUUGGCAGCCCUCUGACUAUCAAGGCAUAAAUAAGCUAAGGAUCCCUUCUAAACACAUCUGGCUGCCAGACAUUGUGCUUUACAAUAAUGCGGAUGGUACAUAUGAAGUUUCCCUGUAUACAAAUGUGAUUGUAAAGAAUAAUGGAAGCAUUUUCUGGUUGCCUCCGGCCAUCUACAAGAGUGCUUGCAAGAUUGAGGUGAAGCACUUCCCAUUUGAUCAACAAAACUGCACACUGAAGUUCCGCUCAUGGACAUAUGAUCACACAGAAAUUGAUAUGGUACUUAAAACUUCCAUGGCAAGCAUGGAUGAUUUUACACCAAGUGGAGAAUGGGAUAUUGUAGCACUUCCAGGAAGAAGGACUGUAAACCCCUUAGACCCAAAGUAUGUUGAUGUGACAUAUGACUUUAUUAUUAAAAGGAAACCUCUUUUCUAUACCAUCAAUCUUAUAAUUCCCUGUGUGCUUAUUACAUCAUUGGCUAUCCUGGUGUUCUACUUGCCUUCAGACUGUGGGGAAAAGAUGACCUUAUGCAUAUCUGUACUGCUUGCCUUGACUGUGUUCUUAUUGCUGAUCUCUAAAAUUGUCCCUCCAACAUCACUGGACGUUCCACUGAUUGGGAAGUAUCUGAUGUUUACAAUGGUAUUAGUAACAUUCUCAAUAGUUACCAGUGUCUGCGUAUUGAAUGUCCAUCACAGAUCUCCCAGCACCCACACUAUGCCCCCAUGGGUAAAGGUGGUUUUUCUUGAGAAACUUCCAACUAUUCUGUUCAUGAAACGCCCAGAGACUACCUCUGCAAGGCAAAGAUUAAGCAACCGCAGAAAGACUAAAUCUGAAAAUCUAUGCACUAAUCCAGCUGACCUGUACAAAAACUCUACCUACUUUGUGAACACAGCUUCUGCCAAAAAAUAUAACCUGAAAGUUACUGAGAAUUCAGAUAACAUCAGUGGCCAUCAAGAUUUUAAGUUAAGAUCUUCAAUGAGGUUUUCUCCAGAAGUCCAAGAAGCCAUUGAAGGAGUCAGUUUUAUAGCAGACCACAUGAAAAGUGAUGACAAUGAUCAGAGUGUCAUUGAAGAUUGGAAGUAUGUUGCCAUGGUAGUGGACAGACUGUUUCUUUGGAUAUUCAUCUUUGUUUGUGUCCUUGGGACUGUUGGAUUAUUUCUCCAGCCACUUUUUCAAAACCACUCUGCUGCUGCAAGCCCUUAACACUCAACUGUAAAAUGCUUACCCAGCUGCUGCUGCCCCUUAUUUUGCUCCAAGUUCCUCUGGUGUAAAUCCAAUGUAAUACCAUUGAGGUCAGCUGAGUUUGUCUGGAUUUAUAUUGGUGAACUGAGUGCAGACUUUGACCUGUGGUGUUAUCAUGAUGUUUGGAAUUUUCCAGGAGACAAUCUUUUAUCUCUAAAUUUAAAUUACUUUGAAAAAAGAGCCAAUAUAUCACCCAAUUUGUUUAAUAAAGGUUUUACAGAGAUAUUUAUUUCUACAACUUUCCAGUUUUCCUCAGAGUACACCAGUAUCAUCAUUAAAAUGCUAUUUACUUAUGCCAUCUUGGGGAAGACACUGUGCUUCCAGAAGAUCCUGCAGUUCACAUCGCACAAUUUUGCUGUUUCAAAGAAGCAAUUGCUACAGUAUUUCCUUAAAAUACAUCAAAACUCUGUGCUUGGUUUAUAGAAAACUUUAUGAAUGGAGUUAUUAAAUAUUUUAUCUGCUUUGAAUAGGCUAUUCUAGAUAGAACAGAAUAGUAAACAGUGCCAUGAUUCUGGGGUAACCAUGAGAAAGUUUCUAACCUUGGCACUUUCACUAAAGGAUCCCAAAUAAAUAAAUGAAU